Molecule: messenger RNA, 1494 nt
Organism: Aspergillus calidoustus
Lineage: Eukaryota; Fungi; Ascomycota; Eurotiomycetes; Eurotiales; Aspergillaceae
Source: the annotation of a GenBank genome assembly
AUGACCGCCACACUCGAACGAAGCCUCUCUCGCACCUCUAGCAUCUCCAUGCCUCUCUCACCCAUGAUCUCCCUUCGGCAUGAAGCCUCCACCCCUCUCUCCGAAUCCUCGCUCUCCCACAUCCACGACCGCCUUACCCUGAUCGACUCUCGCUUGCUCGAACUCCGCUCCACCGUGUUAACGAAGGAUGGUUAUGUUGACCGCCGGAACCGUGAGGAUGAACAUGUUCGUCGGGAGUUUGAAGCCCACCGCUCUAUCAGUAACAGGAUCGACCUGAACGUCGUUGGCCUGAGAACCGACGUUGAUCAGUUGAAGUCGGGGAUCCUGCAGUUGAAAUCGAGUCUGGGACAAGCCGCCAACGAGACAGUGUUCCUUCGCAGUGACGUCGACCGCCUUUCCAAGAACGUUGACCAAAUCCAAGCGGAGCUCGAGCAUCUGCAGACCGAUGUUUGUGGUUGCAGGGUCGAAAUCAGCAAGCUGCACUCGACCAUCAGUCAGCUACGCACCGAUCUCAUCACGCUCCAGCACGAAACUUCCCGUCAUCUCAACAAGGUUUUCGAACGGUUUUCUCUGAUUGAAUCCCGCAUGAAGCAUUCAGAACGGGUUCGCUUCAACUCGCUCGCUCACACCACUCACGCACCUAUCACCUCUGUUCCCAUGGUCGAAGAGGACGGAACCCUGCGCUGGCCGGAAUACUUCCCUAAAACAGUUUGGAGAUUCUGGUGUUUGAAAAAACGCAUCAACCGCCUCCAACAGCUGGCCGACUUCUACGAACUCGGUGGCUACCAAUACUGGGGCCGCAUGCACCAUGAUGGCAUGUUCGCGUCCGAUAGCGACUCCAGCGACUCAAGUGACUACCCAUCCAAUCUCUCCCGCGCAGAAGCUGUACGUCUUUACCCAGAAGCCGCACACCAAGCGCUCGCCGCUACGCUGGGUCUUGUCUACUACAAAAUCCGCAAUGAAGUCGGAGAUAAUCCUCUUUCCCCUGUACAGAGGCCCCCAAAGCGUCAACAGGAGGAUGUUGCUUCCGUGUCCUCGAGCUCAAAGCAAAAGCCCGUGAAGAUGGCUCGUCGACCCAACCAGCUGUCGCCCACUGCCCUGCAUAGGCUCAUCACUGGCGGUCCUUCAAUUGAUUCGAAGUCUCUCACCUCUGAGGAGUCUGAUAAGCUUGGUUGGAACGCGCAUUCUGAGAUUUCAGAUGAUGCCAUGAGCAAGCUGCAAGGCAUUGUUUCUGAGCUCGGCCCGCUGCUUCGAGCUGUCGAGAGCGGCCGGCUCAAGUUGAAGCCAAGCAGAUCUGAGCGUAUGGAGAUGAGUCCUACCAACUCGCACUCAGAGAGGGUUCCUGUUCAGGGACCUCACGGCGAACGAGAGGAGGCCCCUACGUUUCAAAGCACCGUCCCCACCGAAAUCAUCUCUCUCUCUCGGAAGCCAACAGAGAAGGAAGAGCCUACCUUUCCUGAUACUGCUUCUAGUACUACUAGUGCGUCGACGUGA